CGAAGCCUUCUCGUUCUUCAUUCGCUCCCCCGAGAGCUUAAUGGCUCUUGAGACAUCGGAGCAAGCCUAAUCCGAUCAAGGAGAGCUCCGGCUGAGGGCCAUGAGUCGCGGAACGGGAGCCGGCUACGAUCGUCACAUCACAAUCUUCUCGCCCGAGGGCCGCCUUUACCAAGUCAAGUACGCGUUUCAGGCCGUCAAGGCCUCCGGGAUCACGUCGAUUGGAGUCCGAGGAGAGGAUUCCGUGUGCGUUGUCACCCAGAAGAAGGUCCCCGACAAGCCUUUGGAUCAGACCAGUGUCACGCGUCUCUUCCCCGUUACGAAGUACCUUGGAUUGUUAGCCACCGGGAUGACAGCUGAUGCAAGAUCAUUAGUCCAACAAGCAAGAAAUGAGGCAGCUGAAUUUAGUUUCAAAUGGGGAUAUGAGAUGCCUAUUGAUGUAUUAGCAACAUGGCUACAAGUGCUGGCUUGAAAGAACAAGAAGCAAUCAACUUGUUGGAGAACAAAAUGAAGAAUGAUCCAGCAUUCUCGUAUGAGGAAACUGUGCAGGACCCUUUGAUCCGUAAGCUCAGAUGGUGGUUCUCCUUAACGAAUCACUGGUUAGUAUAUAUGGUAUUUGGCUAAUCUUAUGUUGAUUAUUGCAGACUGCAAUAUCUGCUCUACAAUCAGUUCUGCUUAAGGACUUCAAAGCUACAGAGAUAGAGGUGGGAGUUGUCACAUGAUGAACCUGGCUCAUCAAAUAAAGGAUGUGAUUGAGAAAUAUCAAAGGUAGUGACAACAUAUCUUCCUUUUCUUGAAGGAUGCCUUUCAACUGCUUCAUCUAUCUCAGGUUGAUCAGAUAUUUAAUAUGCCUUCCUCAAUCAAUAUUAUGGUCCAUAUGACU
Molecule: messenger RNA, 880 nt
Organism: Musa acuminata AAA Group (dessert banana)
Lineage: Eukaryota; Viridiplantae; Streptophyta; Magnoliopsida; Zingiberales; Musaceae
Product: proteasome subunit alpha type-6-like
Exons: 7
Coding region: 101-469 (122 amino acids)
Biological process (GO): ubiquitin-dependent protein catabolic process; proteasomal protein catabolic process
Cellular component (GO): proteasome core complex, alpha-subunit complex; cytosol; nucleus
Source: RefSeq, a predicted model, not a curated record